GUAAAGGAUCUUGUAGGGAAUGUCCCCUCAGACUGACCGGCGCACAGUGCAUGGUGGUGGAAGUCUCCUAUUCAUUAAAAAAAAAAAAUGAAAAAAAAAGUCGAAAGCUGUGAAAUGGAUUGUUGGAUAUUGACAAUUUAUGCUAUGGUAUUCUUCUUAAUAUUUCUGUACAAAGACUAUGCGAGCUGCUCACAGUCACGUUUUGUCAGCAGCAGAGUUGAUGACAAAGUUGGACUUAUGCCCUCUGGUUUUACUAAAGAGGACUUUAAAGACAAAAUAGUUUCUAUUAGAAGUUUGUUUCCUAAACAGACUCCAUAUUUUUGGAAGUUGAUUGGCUCAGUAUCAGAGGAUGUUAUUGUGUCUAAGAAUCCUAAAAGACCAGCUGUGAUCCUACUUGCAGGUGGUCCAGAUGCACAUCAAACAUUAGAUAACUUAGCGUCCAAUCUUUCAACAUCUUAUAGUCAUUUGGAAGGAAUUUCAAAUGUAAUUAAAAUUGAUGGUAUUCUAUAUAAAAAUACUGAUCCACAUGACACGAAAAGACUGAUAGAUGAAGAACUUGAAAAUGGGUUUAACACUGGCAAACAAGUGGCGAUUAUUCAUCAUUUUGAGAGUAUUCCAGCAGAAGCAUCAAUGAUAUUUCAUUCCUAUUGUGAAAAUGAUAACGCCCCUUUCAAGAGGGUUGUCAUUAUAUUUACGGUCCACAUGAAAGAGAACUUGAAUUUACAAGACAGCAUUACAAUAAAUCAAAAGAAAGUUGAGCAGCAUUUAGAAAGUCAGUGGAAGGACGCAGUAGACAAGGAUCACAUUGAAGCCAUGUUCAGUCGAGUUGCAACUGCAGUUGCAUUUGUAACUCCAGAAUGAAGAUUCAGUGGUGAGGGCUAGUAUUUGUCUGUCUCUCUCUCAUGUAACUGUUAUGACUGCUUUAGAGGCCCAUCUAUUAUUCAGCUUGUAAAUGGAAUUGCUACUUACAUGUAAGAGAGUGAGCGGUGGUGGGGGGUGCAAGUGGAGGCACUGAAUGAUCUGUCAGGGUUUGAAUUUCCUCACAAUGCUCCAUCAGCAAAUAGUUGCUGUUGGCUAUGGCUUUACUGCAGCAAUUUAUUCUUCUUCUGCAGUAGCAAUCAACAGAUUUUAUUGUUUUUAAGGGUAAAAUCUGUUGCUAGGCCUAAGCCUGGGAGGCAACCCGACAGCUGAAAUCUUGCUGUCGAUCCUGGGAUUUACCACAGCAGUGAAAAGACCUUUCUACAGCAAUUGCUGUUGGUCCUGUUGGGAAAUUUGAAUUCUAGACCUGCAAUAUCAAAAAUGUUUAUGCGAAUACAGAUGGCAGUGAACACUAAUAAUACUGUACUGUAACAUUAGCAAGAUGAACAAGAAUAAUACUAGUAGUGUCUGUUCAUUUUAAUUAAUGCCAAUUUUAUUUCAUUUUAUAAGUCUGCAAAUGUUGUGAAAUUUAAUUGUUUUUUUUAUGGUAUUUUUAUUUUAAAUCACAGACUAAAUGUACAGUAGAACAACAAUUGUAUUGUUUUAUGUUUUGAAUUUUAUGUAUACUGACUGAGUUUUAAAUUGUGAAUAAACAAAGUGAUUUUCUAAGAUUGAUAUUGAGAAAUAACCCAUGUAAUACUGCCUCAUCAAAUUUGUGGACAUCAUUGAACAAUUUGACAUUUUGAUGCUAUAGCAGGUCUUAAGUAUAUUUUUAACUUAAAAAAUAUAAAAUCCAACAAAUCAAAUUAGUAACAUACAGUAGCAGUGGUAGAUGUAACUAUAAUAAAAUGCCAUCUAAAUAAUACAGUACAGUA
This is a messenger RNA of Anneissia japonica, 1793 nucleotides long. RefSeq names its product torsin-1A-interacting protein 2-like. Gene Ontology annotation, biological process: membrane organization. The record is from RefSeq and is a predicted model, not a curated record. The transcript is spliced from 2 exons. Gene Ontology annotation, molecular function: ATPase activator activity. Gene Ontology annotation, cellular component: membrane. Bases 88 to 861 code for a protein of 257 amino acids. NCBI's taxonomy places the organism in Eukaryota, Metazoa, Echinodermata, Crinoidea, Comatulida, Comatulidae.